GAAGCAAAUCCAACUUCCUGGGGCCAAAGUGGUCGUGCCUUUUCGACAGGCUGGGCAGCCAGCAGCACAGCCGGUGUAUUCGCAGGUUAGAGUGCCCUUUGCGCCCCCGGUGCAGUCACAGCCUCCUCGGAAAGAUGCGGCAGUGACACCCCAGGCCAGGGCAAACGGUUACCACAGUCAUAGCCACACUCCUGUGGGCACCCAUACUCCUGUGAGCAACGGGAAGUCUUGGCCUGUCACCAGUUGUGCAAGUGCCUAUGGGAGGAUGCCUUCUCCAUAUCCUGCAGAGGCUUUUGUGCAAGUCUGGCCGAAAACACAGCCAGUCUUGAGUCUGAACCGCAGAAGCUCAUGCAUUUUGCGACCAGAGCUUUUGUCUGCAAGGAGAGAGGCCCCACGGUGUUCAAAUGUACCCAGUCCCUCUCCAGGAAAUGAAGCUGGAGCAUUUUCGAAUUUUGUCAUUGCAAAAAAUGACGAAGGGAUCCUACACGUUCCAGAUGUGCGACAACCAGUGCAACCAACAGAUGCGACCUUGUUGACAGUCUGGCCUGGUCUAGCAGAUGACAGCCGGGAUCCGCCUCAGGCGCAGAAAGAGCGUGGCCAGCUCACCUCCGAGGAGAAAUUAGACUACCGGGACUUGAAGUUUGUCGAACACCUGGGUUCUGGUGAGUUCGGGCAGGUUUUCCGUGGUUUCUACAAGGGCCAGGAGGUCGCCAUCAAACAACUUUACUGGGACAACACCGUUCUUCCCCAGGUCAUCAUCCAGGAUUUGACCCGAGAAAUCGAGUCAUUCAGGCAUCUUCGACACAAGCGACUUGUGAACUUUGUGGGAGCAUGCCUUGAAAUUCCCAACCUGUGCAUUGUGACGGAGUACGCUCCUGGUGGGUCCUUACAUCACCUUCUUCACGUUCGAAAACUUUCCCUGCCGCUACUUCAUUGCACAAACAUGUGUCUCCAACUGGCGGAAGGAGUCGUUUAUUUGCACUCUCAAAAUCCAAUUGUGGUACAUCGAGAUUUGAAGAGCUUGAACGUGGUCCUGGACCUGAGCUUGAACAUCAAACUUUGCGACUUUGGCCUGACCGAGUCAAUGGAAAGAACUCACAUCACAAAGAAGAAUAACGGCGGAUCACCUCGUUACAUGGCUCCGGAG
This is a messenger RNA of Cladocopium goreaui, 1147 nucleotides long. Lineage: Eukaryota; Dinophyceae; Suessiales; Symbiodiniaceae. The record is from the annotation of a GenBank genome assembly.